CUCGUCAGGGAGCUGAACCUGAUCAAAGAUGAUCAGUACAGUCUUCUCAAGCUGCUCCAUGUUUUCCAUCCAACAUUACAGAAGGUCACAGCAGAGAAGCUCGCUGUCUGUAAACUUCUGUUCAUCUUUGACGGCCUGGAUGAAAGCAGACUUUCACUGGAUUUCAACAACAAAGAGCUCGUGUCUGAUGUCAAACAGGAGUCAUCAGUCAGCGUGCUGUUGACAAGCCUCAUCAAGGGGAAUCUGCUUCCCUCGGCUCUCAUCUGGAUAACUUCCAGACCUGCAGCAGCCAAUCAGAUCCCUCCUUCAUGUGUUGACAGGGUAACAGAAGUACGAGGCUUCACUGACGCUCAGAAGGAGGAGUACUUCAGGAGGAGAGUCAGUGAUGAAGAUCUGUCCAGCAGAAUCAUCUCACACAUCAAGACCUCCAGGAGCCUCCACAUCAUGUGUCUGAUCCCAGUCUUCUGCUGGAUCACUGCUACAGUUCUGGACCACAUGUUGUCCACAGACCAGAGAGAAGAGCUGCCCAAGACCCUGACUGACCUGUACUCACACUUCCUGCUGGUUCAGACAAAGAGGAAGAAGAAGAAGUACGAUGAAGGACAUGAGACGAGUCCACAGGAGCUGAUGGAGGCUGACAGAGAAGUUCUUCUGAAGCUGGGGAGGCUGGCGUUUCAACAGCUGGAGAAAGGAAACAUCAUGUUCUACCAAGAAGACCUGGAGCAGUGUGGUCUGGAUGUCACAGAGGCCUCGGUGUACUCAGGAGUUUGUACACAGAUCUUCAAAACAGAGAGUGUGAUCUUCCAGAAAACAGUCUACAGCUUUGUUCAUCUAAGCGUUCAGGAGUUUCUGGCUGCAGUCUACAUGUUCCACUGUUACACCAACAGGAACACAAAGGUACUGAAGGACUUCCUGGGAAAGGAUGACAGGGACUCAAAACCAAAGUCUUUCCUUGAGAAGGUCUCAAUUCUUUUUGGAAACACUGAUAGCCAUCACCCAUCUCUGGAUGUGUUCCUGAGGAAAGUCAUGGAGAAAUCCCUUGAAAGUAAAAAUGGUCACCUGGACCUGUUUGUUCGCUUCCUUCAUGGCCUCUCUCUGGAGUCCAACCAGAGACUCUUAGGAGGCCUGCUGGGUCAGACAGACAGCAGUCCAGAAAUCCUCCAGAGAGCCAUCAACAACCUCAAGGAGAUGAACAGUGAUGAUAUCUCUCCUGACAGAAGCAUCAACAUCUUCCACUGUCUGAUGGAGAUGAACGAUGACUCAGUCCAUCAGGAGAUCCAAGAGUUCCUGAAGUCAAAGAACAAAUCACAGACGAAACUCUCUGAGUUUCACUGCUCAACUCUGGCCUACAUGCUGCAGAUGUCAGAGGAGGUUCUGGAUGAGUUUGACCUGAAGGAGUUCAACACAUCAAACCAGGGACGACUGAGACUGAUUCCAGCUGUGAGGAACUGCAGAAAGGCUGCACUUUCUGACUGUGGAUUCUCAGAGACUCACUGUGAAGUCGUGGCCUCAGCUCUGAAGUCCAACCCCUCCCACCUGAGAGAGCUGGACCUGAGAGGAAACAAGCUGCAGGAUUCAGGAGUGAAGACACUGUCUGCUGGACUGGAGAGUCCAAACUGUAAACUGGAGACUCUAAAAUUGUGGCACUGCAGUUUGUCAAAGAUCAGCUGUGCUUCUCUGGCCUCAGCUCUGAAGUCCAACCCCUCCCAUCUGACAGAGCUGGACCUAAGUGUAAACAACCUGCAGGAUUCAGGAGUGAAGCUGCUGUGUGAUUUUCUGAAGAGUCUACACUGCAGACUGAAGACUCUGAGGUUGAGGUGGUGCAGUUUGUCAGAGUUCAGCUGUGCUUCUCUGGCCUCAGCUCUGAAGUCCAACCCCUCCCAUCUGACAGAGCUGGACCUAAGAGGAAACAACCUGCAGGAUUCAGAUGUGAAGCUGCUGUGUGAUCUUGUGGAGAGUCCACACUGCAGUCUGCAGACUCUGAGGUGGAGUGAUGAGAAAGGUGGUCGUGUCGAGUGAGGAUCAGCUGAGUCCUGAUGAUCCAGAGAGGUUGAAGCAGCAGCAUCAGCUCUGACUGGGCCAUGUUACUGGGAGGUGGAGUGGAGAGGAGAGCUUCAUCCAGCAGAGACUGACAGAGGAAUCA
Messenger RNA from Larimichthys crocea (large yellow croaker), 2143 nucleotides. RefSeq names its product NLR family CARD domain-containing protein 3-like. The record is from RefSeq and is a predicted model, not a curated record. Gene Ontology annotation, molecular function: protein binding. The annotation marks the transcript as partial. Lineage: Eukaryota; Metazoa; Chordata; Actinopteri; Sciaenidae. The transcript is spliced from 5 exons.